AUGAGCCUGGUGGAAUACAAGACAUCCACCCGAACUAUCAGCCACCUCCCGAACGACCCAUAUCUAGCGUACCGCACAUUAAGCAACACCGCCAACACCGGGGAAUACACCACGGAAACCGCUACUGGCGAGAUCAUCAAGCGCACCAUCUCUGCGCGUGGCGAAAAGGUCUCGUACAAACUCGUGACUUUCACCAUCGACGACCCGGACAACCCCAAGAACUGGAGCAAAGCCUACAAAUGGUGGAUCACGAUGGUUAUUGCCGUGAUGUGCUUCAUCGUCGCCCUGUGUUCGUCGGUUAUCACUCCCGGAAUCAAGGGUGUCCAGGAGGAGUUUGGCGUUUCGAGAGAGGUCGCGUUGCUGAGCGUCACACUGUUCGUGGUUGGCUUUGGGAUCGGCCCCAUGGCGUUCGCGCCCAUGAGUGAGAUCCUCGGACGAAGGAUCAUCUAUGUUACGACUUUGGGCGUGUCGGUGCUGUUUAUCAUCCCGUGCGCCUUGGCUAAGAAUAUCCAGACUUUGCUGGUUUGCAGAGCCCUCUGCGGAAUCGCUAUGUCAGCGCCCAUGACAUUGGUCGGUGGAAGUCUGGCAGAUCUGUGGAAAAACGAAGAACGUGGUGUUCCCAUGGCAGUCUUCAGCGCCGCUCCGUUCAUCGGUCCCGCGAUUGGUCCUCUCAUCGGCGGCUACCUGGACAUGUCCAAUGGCUGGCGCUGGCUCUACUGGAUCCAGCUGAUCCUCGCCGGCACAAUCUACCUGGUCCUGACCUUCACCGUGUCCGAGACGUACGCGCCCAAGAUCCUCACGGACCGCGCCAAAAAGCUGCGCAAAGAAACCGGCGACCAAAUGCACGUCACCGAGGACGAGAUUGACCGCCGCCCGUUCAAGGAAACACUUACGCUUUUCGUUGCUCGGCCGUUCCAGCUGCUGUUCGGAGAGCUCAUCGUGCUUCUGCUGAGUCUGUACAUGAGUGUGCUUUACGGCCUGCUGUACAUGUUCUUUGUUGCCUACCCCAUCGUCUACGAAGAGGGCAAACACUGGCGUCCGGGAGUAACAGGGCUGAUGUUCCUCCCGAUCGCGGUGGGGGUCCUCGCCAGCGCCGCGUGCGCACCGCUCGUAAACAAGCACUACCUCAAGAUCCACGCAAAGUUCAACGGCAAUCCCCCGCCGGAAAUGCGGUUGAUCCCGAUGAUGUACUCCCUGCUUCCUGAUCCCCAUCGGCCUGGCAGCAUGCUGGGCGGCUUCCAGUCGGGUUUCGGGUUCAUCUUCUUGUACAACUCGUGCAAUAACUACCUGGUGGACACGUACCAAUCCCAAGCAGCCUCCGCGCUCGCGGCCAAAACAUUUCUCCGGUCCAUGUGGGGCGCAAGCACAGUCCUGUUCACGAGCCAGAUGUACCACAAGAUGGGAUACCAGUGGGCAAGCACCGUUCCUGGCUUUACUGGUCUCGCAUGCGGCGCUAUCCGUUUUGCUUUUACCUUUAUGGCGCAAGGAUCAGGCUAG
Molecule: messenger RNA, 1497 nt
Organism: Tricharina praecox
Lineage: Eukaryota; Fungi; Ascomycota; Pezizomycetes; Pezizales; Pyronemataceae
Product: MFS multidrug transporter
Exons: 7
Coding region: 1-1497 (498 amino acids)
Biological process (GO): transmembrane transport
Molecular function (GO): transmembrane transporter activity
Source: RefSeq, a predicted model, not a curated record